Molecule: messenger RNA, 2910 nt
Organism: Symbiodinium necroappetens
Lineage: Eukaryota; Dinophyceae; Suessiales; Symbiodiniaceae
Source: the annotation of a GenBank genome assembly
AUGUCUUCUGAAAAAGAAGGGGAUCAUGGUUUCAUGGUGAGCCCCUCGGUGAAGCUUAUGCUUCUGCAAGGACAAAUUCAAUCCUCUGUUGCACCUGCUUCGACCACAUCGGCGUCUGCCACCGCACCUCCUGUUCCUGCAAGUGCUGCGGAGCUUGCAGCUGUGCUGUCAUCCUUGAAAUCUGAUGGCAGUGAAGGUGGUGAAGGCCCAAUCUUGCUGAGACGUGCUGCUGCAAGCCGCCAGCUGGGAGAGGGUGUGGAAGAGGAACUGCGCCUUGCAGAAGAUGCUCUUGACUUGCAAGAUGGACCUUCUACCAUCGCUGCAAAUUUGGAGGUGUUCGAGGAGAAGGCCGAGGAGUCCAGUCGCAAAGGAGUGCAGCUGCUUGUAACACCCGAGUACGGUCUGACGGGAUUUCCCGGCGCGGUGCGAAGCCAAUGGUGGGACUAUGCUGUUGACAUUCCAGAUUUGCCAACAGGAGAUGUCCGUCCUGUGCCAUGCUUGGAAACCACGAAGUUUCCAGCAAUUGUCAAAAGACUGAGUUGCAUAGCCCGAAGUUACCGACUUGUUUUCGUCGUGGGCUUGAUUGACCUGAAGCGGUGCUCUCUCGAGCCCUAUCCUGGCUGCGAGCACAGCAGGGAUGGAUCACUCUUGUUCAACACUGCUCUGGCUUUCGAUGCGGAUGGUGCGUACGUGGCUAAGUACCACAAGGCAAACUUGUGGGGUGAGCAUGCCGCCGAUGCAGGCAGCAGCUGUGUUUUGCCAGAGUUCUUUUCCAAGGAGCUCAAUAUGUCAUUCGGAGUCUUUGUGUGCGCAGACUUGAUCAAUGCUUGGCCUGCAUUGGAACUUGUAGACAAGGGCAUUCAGCACUUUGUCAUGCCACUGAGCUGGUCGAACGAGAUGUUCCAGAUGCAACCUUUACCUUGGAUUCAAGCUUGGAGCAAACUCAUGAACGUCACCAUUGCUGCUGCAAACUCGCGUAGUCCGACUUCCAGCGGCAGUGGUAUUUUUUCUUCGGGAGUUCCUCUGGCAGUCGCGUAUGAUCUUUCGGGGAGAGAAGCGGAUCAGUUGGCAGUGGCAAGUGCGCCAGGCUGGCUCCCCGGCACCGGUCUGAAAGCUUUUUGUCCCACAGAUCUUUCUCGCACAGCGGCGCUGAAGCCUCAUGGGUCGCAGUGGUUGACCUAUCAGCUUGACAUGUCUGUGGGAAGCCACCAUGCCAGCGUGUGCAGCAACUACCAGCCUGGCUUUGCAGACGGACCGACAUGCUGCAAUGUGACGUACACGUCUAAAGCAACUGGAAAGGGCUAUGUACUUGUGCUGCUGAAUGGUCUGGACUUUGCACCUGGGAUUGAACCGUGGGCAGGGGAAGCAUGUGCGGUGCUGCCAUGUUCCGAAGGAGCGGAUGACUGCUUAUCUUAUCCCGCAGAAGCUCUUUCACGUCAUAAACCGAGCUGGUUCGGUGAGUUCUCUGCAGUGGAGUUGCAAGUUACAUUCUCUGUGCCGCAGCUAGUGUUUCCGCAAGUUCUCUCCGGCGACGGUUUGCUUUCCCCCCUGGAGUGGCACCUGCAGGCUGCUGCUGAAUCCUACCGGCACAGCCUUAGAUUGUCCAGCAGGGCUGCAGAGGAACUUUUGUCUCUACAGUUGUAUGGCCGACCAUUCACGAAGGAUCCCGAUGCGAGUCAGAAGUUCAGAGCUGAGGGUGGUUGCUUGAUGCCAUCGCCGGCACGUGCCACUUCUUCGACAGCCUUACCUUCUGCGUCACACAAUUGGGAGGCUUCGGCUCUUUGUGCCAUUGCUGAAGCACAUUUGGGCAUAGAAGAUCAUCAGAAGGCCUUGGAAGCCGCCGAAGAGGCAUUGUCCCUGUGCCGCUCUCGCUCCUCACGCAGUGGGGAGGCCGAGGCACUGGUCACACAAUUCAAAGCGCAGCUCCUGACCAUCCCUGCAGAACACAUGCGGAGGAUUGUGCGCGAGUUGCUAGCAUUGUGGAGGGAGCUCGGGGCUACAUGGGGCGAAGUUGCGGACAUGUUGGAAUCUGCGCAGAGGUGUUGCGCCGGUGGCAUGAAGGUGGAUGAUGCUUUAGCACAGGCUGCUGAUAAGCGAGAGUCAGAGCAUCGAUGGGGUUUGGCCCAGGAUCUCUGCACUGCUCUUGUCGCUCACCCAGCACUUCAAGCGAAAGCGAAGCUCGCAAGACUGCUUGAGGACUUGCUCGCGGCAAGCCGACAUUGCGGUGCAUUGACGACGCAGGAUUCGCAGGUAUCCGCGGCCGAGGCACUGCUCGAGGCCGGACGUCUCGACGAGGCCCGGCGGAGAGCAGCGCGGCUCGGCGAGGCCGGUCUGCAUACACGUUUGCGGCAACUUCGCAGGCUUUGGCAAGCUGCUGCGCUCUGGGGCCUGCUAGCGAGGUCGACAGCGACGCGACCAAGCCGGGCAGAAGCAUUGGUCAGGCAGAAGGUCCAAUCUGUUGGGAAAAGGCCACAGGAAGCUGCCGCGGAGGUUCCUGGCCAAAGGAUGCACCAUCGGCUCGACCUAGACGAGGAGUUGAGAAGAGAGAACGAUGCCGUCGGCACGGCCAAGCCACGCCAGGCAGGGCAGCCUCAUUCGGGGCUUGAGCAAGGCACGAUUGCCAGUCUGAGGCAGAAGCAAAAUCCUCAUCAGAGUCAAGGAAAAGUCGGUGGGUAUCACCAACUCGAUCUGUCGGGCAUGGUGGCAGAACCCAGGACAGCAGAUUCUCCUCAGACCAUCAUGAGUGAGUCGAUGAUGGCUGAGUAUUGGCAUGGGCGGGCCACAACGAGACGGAUGCAUCUCAAGGAUGUGAUCUUUGCCUGGCUUGUCUGCAGUGUGGGCGCACUCGUCAUCAUCGGUACGUUUUGCUGCUGCCAGUUGAUGCUUCUUUCUGUGCAGUCGCGCAAGUAG